GUGGGGAAAGCCGUAUUCCGGUUGGCGCGACUUCCGGCGGCGCUUUGAGCGUGCGAAGAUGGCUGCAGCCAAGAGGCAGCGUGGAGCUGGCAAGGGAGCCCCGGCGGAGCCGAGGAGGAAACGCGCCAAGAGAGCUCCGGGGGCAGAGGGCGAGGGCCAAGGCCCGUCCGCUGAGGCCACCCCGGGGCCGGAUGAGCACGUCGUCCCGGCCCCGGUCUCGCAGGUGAGGAGAGUACGAGGGGGACCUGGACUUGGCCGCGCGGGGUGUGUGGCGGCUGUGCUCCUCGUGGAACAAAGGUGCCCCUGAGCAUAUAACAACAAUAAUAAUAAUAAUAAUAAUAAUAAUAAUAAUAAUUUGUUAUUUAUACCCCGCCCAUCUGGCUGGGUUUCCCCAGCCACUCUGGGCGGCUUCCAACAAAACACUAAAAUACCAUAACCUAUUAAACAUUAAAAACUUCCCUAAACAGGGCUGCCUUCGGAUGUCUUCUAAAAGUUUGGUAGUAAUUUUUCUCUUUGACAUCUGGUGGGAGAGCAUUCCACAGGGCGGGUGCCACCACCGAGAAGGCCCUCUGUCUGGUUCCCUGUAACUUGGCUUCUCGUAGCGAGGGAACCGCCAGAAAGCCCUUGGUGCUGGACCUCAGCAUCCGGGCAGAACGAUGGGGGUGGAGACGCUCCUUCAGGUAUACUGGACUGAGGCUGUUUAGGGCUUUAAAGGUCAGCACCAACACUUUGAAUUGUGCUUGGAAACAUACUGGGAGCCAGUGUAGGUCUUUCAAGACUGGUGUUAUGUGGUCUCGGCAGCCGCUCCCAGUCACCAGUCUGGCUGCCGCAUUCUGGAUUAGUUGUAGUUUCCAGGUCACCUUCAAAGGUAGCCCCACAUAGAGCGCAUUGCAGUAGUCCAAGCGAGAGAAAACCAGAGCAUGCACCACUCUGGCGAGACAGUCCGCGGGCAGGUAGGGUCUCAGCCUGCGUACCAGAUGGAGCUGAUAAACAGCUGCCCUGGACACAGAAUUGACCUGUGCCUUCAUGGACAGCUGUGAGUCCAGAAUGACUUCAGGGGCACAGUUACCUCAUUCAGGACCAGGGGGUCCCCCACACUCGCCCGCCUCCUGUCCCCCAAAAACAGUACUUCUGUCUUGUCAGGAUUCAACCUCAAUCUGUUAGCCGCCAUCCAUCCUCCUCCUGCUGCUUCUUAGAUAACAGGGGUCUUUUUCCAGCGCAGCCCUGGGCAUGUUUGCUCGUCAGUGAGUUCCAUUGAGUUCCAUGGGGCUUCGUUUCUGGACUGCUGCCUUCAUCAAUUUACCAACGAGAUCUCCUUACACACACUUCGAGUGGUGGGACCGGGCGACAUAAUAAUGUCACCUUGCAAAUGGGGUCUUAAGUUCUCCGGUUCUUCAAGGACUCGGUUGUUCGGUACAGCGGCGCCUGCCCUUCGGAACUCCCCGCAUAUUGAGAUCCACACAGGUGCUUUCACUGCACCCCGGCGCCUGUUGAAAACAUUCCUGUUCAGACAAGGCUUAGCCAGAUGCUUAGAAAUGUUUUAGCGUUUAACUUUUGCAUGUUUCUAAAAUAGGGUUGUGAAUUUUUCUAGAUGAGUGGAGUAUUUUUGUUUUUUUCAGUCAAGUGUAUAAAUUCUAUGAAAUGUUAAAAACAGCUGUGGUGUUCAGCUUUUAGUAGGCUGUGCGAUCCUGCGCAUAUCAGGUCAUACAAUACAUAGGCUUUUGAAACAUAUUGGGAAUGUAAUGAAAUGGCUGUUUUCUGAAGAAGAGUUUUCUGCAUUAAAAUGGCUUUUGCCCAAAAAUAUCAGCUUCACUGCUCCCAUUUUAUAGACUAAUAACUGCGGCUGUGACAUGCCUGAAACUAUCCAGAGAAUUAAUGAUUGAGGUAAUCUGUUGUUGUUUGUUCCCUUCUCAUUAAUACUUUUGUCUUUCAGGGCAAAUGGAAAAACAAAGAGAGAGUUCUCAUUUUCUCUUCCAGAGGAAUCAAUUUUAGGACAAGGCAUCUCAUGAAAGACUUAAGAACAAUGAUGCCCCAUGCUAAAGCAGGUAUUUUUUUAUUUUACCUGUCUUCUCUGUCUUGUUCUAACAAGUUCACUGUUUCUACUCACGUAGAACUGUCCAAAUCUAAAUAACAACAACGACCGGCUUAUCAAAAACACUGGUAUGUGAAGCAAAAUGAAUGUAAUAAUUAUACUGUAGUUAAGCAUUACUGUUUUCUAGCUGUGUAAAGUUUCUUACCUUAACAUUUUUCUGUUGUAGUAAAAGUUGUGAUAAGCAGCAUAUUGAUACAGGUCCUCUUCAGCCUAAGUUGGUGUGUGCUGCUUUUCUUCCAAUCCAGCUGUUGGGAGUGUAUAUAUCAAGCCACCUUCAAAAGCAGAAUUAUAUUGGUGAUCUGCUGAUAGGCAGAUUAUUUUUUUAAAGGCAAAAUUUAGUAUUCUGUGCAUACAACCUUAGCUGCUGGAUUGGGAAGAGGAAUCCUUGGGCACAGUGCUUGCUUACAUCUAGUGUCUGAGGUAGGGAUACGUGUGCAGAACUCGGCUGGACCAGAGCAACUUUUAUCAGUAAUUUCAAAGAGUUCUAAGAAGUGUAGGUGAAAUUACUUACCAGGAUGUUUUGGCGAUCGUUACACAUACAUUGUUUAAUUUCAUUUGUUUUCCAGACACUAAAAUGGACAGGAAAGAUAAGCUGUUUGUAAUUAAUGAGGUAAGUUAUGACGCCCCUGUUUUGCCUAAGACUAACCAUUAUAUGUCCUGGCUUUGGGGAUUUGAAUCCAGCUAUUAACCCAAAGCUUGGUACCUCAGUGGCUGCUUUCUCAAGGUGUAACAAUAAAUAAUUUCAUGUUUAGAAUAGUGCAGUGAACUGUAUCUCCUUUGAUUGACUCUCAUGGCACUGUGCAGAAAGUGGUCCUGUUCAGACAUUACAGUAAUCUGGAGCCAGAACAUUGGAGCAGGGAGAGAGGGAAUGACCCUAUUGGUUUACCCCCAUGAGUUAGAGGGAGACUGUCUGCAGUGAGGUGUCCUUUAAUUGUGUAGGAUCCUUGUGUGUUGUAGAAUCCUUAUUUUAUGGGGUUUUGCAUUGUGCUGGAGGCCUCCACACCUAUAAACAGGCUUCCUGCCGCAAGCACCUUCCAACUCGCAGCCGGCACAAUUGUCCCUGCUCAUGUGUUCAGUUUCCAAAUUGCUGUAACUAUACUUAGGAAAAAGAAACUUUUGAUUUACACUGGAAAAACUACAAUGUUUCAGAUUACGGAACUAUUUUUUGUGCUUCAUGCAGGUCUGCGAAAUGAAAAAUUGCAAUAAAUGCAUAUUUUUUGAAGCAAAGAAGAAACAGGAUCUUUAUGUGUGGUGAGAAAAACUUUAAAUCAGAAUAUAUUUUCCCUGUGUGUUCUAAUUUCUGACAUCCAUAGAUGAGUGCAAAGUGGAUAGGUAGGAAUAUUCUCAUCAUUUGGGUUUCCAGGCCGCCAUUCUUGAAUGGGCUUCUGAAAACUAUUUAUUCUGUAAAUUAUAGGUUCUGUAAACUACUGGGGGGGUGGGAAUGACAAAUUAUUAGGGAAAAAUAAUAACACAAUCCACUUGUACCAGCAGUAGAAAAUUGGCAAGACACACCCAGCUCCUUCUAUCACUUUCUGUGUCCUCUGCCCUGUUCCAUGCAACAAGUUAGGUGCUGUUCUUUACCUGGCAGGCAAAAGUUUAGAUAUGAACAAGAAUCUCUGGUUUCCUAGUCUGGAACUGUCUCCUGUGACAUUGUCAAGAUCCAAUAAACUCAGAGAAACUUGGCAGGGGCUUAUCAGGGCACCUGGGGACAGUUCCCUCUUAACCAGAUGAGUUCUUAUUUGCAAGGUUUUCAAGCUGUUCUAGCUGGAUAGGAAUUUUGUGUGUAACACCCCAUUAACAUCACUGAUACUCAACCACUCUAAUGUUUCAAGCAUAACUUCAAUUGGGGAUUUCUUUCUUUCCCUCUUGUCUAUUUCAGGCUUUCAAAUGCCCCCCAUGGACCAUCAGCGAAGUUUCUAGUACAGAAUAGUAAGUUCAAAUAUGUGAUUGAAUGUCUUUGAUUGCUGUUGGCUUGUUUUUACUCCUUCCUGAAUGAUCCUACAAAGACACACAUCUGGUCUUCUGUUGUAACCUAUGGUUAAAACAUUAAAGACUGACCUGACUGACUGGCUUAAUGUCUGGAAGAUGUUAAUAUUACAUACUUCAAUCACUGCUGUUCUGCUUCUGUUUUAACAUUUGAAAAUGUUUUUGUUGUUGUUGAACAAUAAAAUCUUGACUUGACAUAGCUCUACUUAAUAUCACUGCAGUUCACACUCUGGCCGAGCUGAAAAUGACUGGGAAUUGUUUGAGAGGCUCCCGACCCAUUCUGUCUUUUGAUAAGGCGAGUAUCGAUCUCUUAGGAUAUCAUACUACCUUCUGUUAUCUUACGAUCAAUUUUUUUUUUGGCCGAUUUCUAAAAUACUUUCUCCCCACAGACUUUUGACCAGGAGCCACAUUAUGCUGUGCUGAAAGAGCUGUUCAUUCAGGUCGGUAUAUGGCAGUGUUUAUAAGUUAAUUCUCCCAUUUUUAAAACAGCAGGUGCUUUUUUGCCAUAGGAUAGCAUGAUCCUUGUGCACUUUGAUGUGGCAAUGGCAACUUGUGGGUUCCUCAGAUCGGUAGGUCAUAGCCAACUGAGUUUCCUCAGAGUAAACCCAUUGACAUCAAUGACUAACUUGGGGUUCAUUGUUUUCAUUGAGUCUGCUCUGCGGCGAACCGAGUUGGAAUCAACCCAGCAGUGCCGAAACUCACUUGACAAAAUGAUAAGCCCUAUCUCUUGAGCCAGUACACAUUUCUUAGCUGGUGCUGUGGUUGAAGGGGCUGUGGGUUUUGCAUGUGAAUGUGUUUGUUUGUUUGUUUGUUUGUUUGUUCCAAGAGUAGUUGAAGAGAGAUGGAGAGAACCGGGUGGCAUUUAUUUAAAACAUUGUAAACCUCAUUUUUUUACCCUGAAAGUCUCCUACAGCUACUUAAAAUAUAGAACCAAGAGACUGAUUUAUAAAACCCCUGCUCACGAAUGGAACACACUCAAACAGGGUGGAAAGGGUGAAAUGGCUGCUGAGUGAUACUGAUGACUUCGUAACUUAUAAAGUAGCACUAUAUGCACUGGCAGCUAAGAUCAGGAGAAAAGAUCUAGAUAAAAUAGCGGUCAAUUGCAAAGGUGAUUCGGACAUUUAAGCUGGCACAUUCUACUUGAUAACCCCUUGCUAUUCUAUUGUAUGCAACAAAUAAUUCUUAGGAGACGUGAUUGUGGUUUAUUGUAUUUGCAGUGCCUAAUAUUUUUAUGGGUUUUAUGGUUUUUGCUGCUUUUCUUUUUGUUCCCUUUGUGAAUGAUGCCAUGGCCUUUGGCUAGUGCAAUAAAGUAUAUGAAGAUGAUGAUGAUGAAAAUAUUAGUGGUAAGGCAGUGCUUAUGCAUUGGCUUAUGCAGGUGGCUCUCAUACGUUCUCAUACACAUAAAGCCAAAAUUGCAAGGUCAAAACACAUUGGGGUGCAAUAGGGGGAGGGAUUGCCAAAGUUUUCCCAGACACCCACCCCUUUUCUGCCCACUUUUUAUUUUUUUGCGGACAAGUUAAAUGUGUGUAAGUUGCAAAUCACCUGUAAUCCAUUUACUGAAUGACAUUAUUCAGUGUUUCUCUCCCACAAUCCUCAGCAAUGUUCUUUCAAUAGAAAAGAGCUACAGGGCUUCUAAGUUGUCACUCUUUAAAUCUAAUGCUGGUGCCAGCAGAGAAACAGCACUAAACUGAUCGCGGAAAAUAUACUUUUCAACGUGUUGGAUAAAUCUCUGCCUCCAGUUCUUCCAGUAUUCAUGUUUGUGCUUCAAGCUGAGCUGCAUGCUAAUCAUUCACAUUACGCUUUGGAAGACUUGGUUCAUAAGUACAGUUCCAAAAUGGAGGAUUGGCACUUAAAAAUAGCCCAGUUGACCAAGCUAGGUAGAAGUUUCACCUCCAUUUCCACCAGAAUGGUUCUGAAGGAAUGGGUUUCUGUGUAGCAAGUUUAAAACUGACUCAACCCACCCCCCUUUUGUUCUUUCAAAAGAGAGAACUUUUAAAUGCGUAAAACUUGAACUAUUGAGCAAAACCAUAAUAAGGACACAACUGCAUAAACAGUUCUGUCCUUUAUCAGGACAGGCAAGGGAUGGCCUUGGCUCUCCAGGGGAACAAAGAAAACACGUCAGAACUUUAUCUUAUGUGCUGACCACAAAAUACGCACAAGACCAAUGUCCGGGGAAAACGCCAAAAGCGUGUUCCUGGGGAUUAUGACGUCUUCCCAGAUAAGAGUAGGAAGAGGAAGAUCCUUUUAUGGUCAGAAGUACAGGAAGGAAGAUCCUUUUAUGGUUGAGAGUACCAGAGCAGGAACAUAUGUGAUGUCAACCUGCGUACUUAGGCCGCCGUGGUUGGGCUCCUAGGGGAGGAGUGAGAGGGUGCCUGGAGGAUAUAUAAACUGCAUGAAACCUGUCAUUUCUUUGGACUUGCUGGGGACUAAUCACGCAAGUGCCUUCUGCUAUCCGGAGAGCAGAAUAAACUCUUUCUUUGAACCAACCUCGGUGUCAUUUUGACUUCCUUCCUCCUGUCCCGGAGCAACGCAGACCCAAUCGGUGAACUCCAAUAAGGCUACAGUUCAGAUGUCUGCUCUGGUCACUGCAUUGCGAUAUAAGCAUGUUGAUGCAAAGGCUGUAACCAUUCUGUGACAAAAACCAAGAAUGACCAAAUAUAAUACAACACAGAUGUAAUCUAUGACAGCAGAGCAGCUUACAGCCCGAUUGUGUGAUGAACAAAUUGUGUUAGCGCCACACAGAGUGAACUAUGCAUUGCCCACCCAGAAUUGUGCUGAAUCUUUUGAUCAUAUGGAUUGCUUUAAAAAGUUGUCGUUUUUCACCCUGCCAGAUUUUUGGUACUCCUCUGUAUCAUCCCAAAAGCCAGCCUUUUGUAGAUCACGUCUUCACAUUCUCCAUAACAGACAAGAGGAUUUGGUUUCGAAAUUACCAGGUAAUUUGCCUAUGCUUUGCCCGUGGGAUGAUGUAAUCAAAACACCCACGACCACCCCGGGAUCUAUAUGCAAUGUCUUAAACUGAAAAAUGCUUUGUGAACAUUUUCUUGAAAUCUGAGGGUUUAUUAGACUUGUUCGCAUAUUGAACCAUAGCUGAUUAGAAUACACCUCUCUCCUAAUGUAAGACAUUUUAAGAUGGGUUUGCUAGUAACUUAGCUUGACACAUAAAGGGUAGUGGCCAAAACUCAAAUGCCAAAUUCUCCUAGACCCAGAUAAUCUUCCACAGUGCAGAACUUGUGCAUAUGGCAGGCACAUUGAUUUUGGGUCACUUGAUUUUAGAUCACAUUUAGCAUUUUCACAAGUGCCUAUUAUUUCCCUUAAAAUUCUGAGAAUGAAGUUAUCAUUCAAGAGUUUAACUGCAAGUCCUUGAGGCGGUAGAAUGAAGAAACACACUUAAGUCAUGAGUGAUAUCUGGUCAAUAGUUGAGUGUUUUGGGGUUGUGGAAGGACUUCAGUAUUCCAUAGGCUCCGUGGUAAGGAAGCUACACUCAUCAUGGCACCCUUUUUAUUUUCCAUAGGCUCCUGUUCUUCAGUCCUACAUGCGUGUUGGUUGUACUCAGACUGUUCCUACAAAGAGCAAAAGUUUACAAAAAGGACACAAUUCCAUUCUGAAACAAAAAGAGGCAACCCUUAUAUUGAUAUGGUUGUGCAAGCUGUGGCUUUAGUGGCAGCUAAGAUGCUCUUACUUCCCACAAACAUUCUCCAUAUUCUAGCCCAUUUUUCUUAUUGGGGUCAGCUCAGGUUGAUUCGAUCCACUGGAGUAUCUGAGUACACAAAAGCCAUUAAGCUGCUAUAUAACACAGCCAGAGGGAAUCUUGCACCAAUAUUGGGUAUUUUAAGGUGCCUGCGGCAGUUGUGCACCUGUAUGGUAGAAAAAAGGUUAUUUUGCUCUGAAAUAUCAAAUGUUUGCCACUCUGCAGAUAAUAGAAGAUGGAGCCCUGGUAGAAAUUGGGCCGCGCUUUGUCUUAAACCUUAUCAAGAUCUUCCAGGGCAGCUUUGGAGGACCAACCCUGUAUGAAAAUCCUCAUUACCAGUCUCCAAAUAUGGUAAUACUAUUUUUAAUACUCUAAAGACUACACUCUUCAGUUAGCUUAUUCCUCUGCUUACUGUGACAAUGCUGUUAAUGUGAUCCUUUAGUAAAAUGUUGUUAGUAACUCUCCACCCACAACAGUCCAAUCCACUGGGUUCUCAGCAGAAGGCUUUAAAUAACCACCCCACUAGUUAGUAUUCUGUGUUGACUUUUGGCCUCAGGCUUGUGUUGCCUCUGGAGUACAAAGGCCGGCUUUGACUUUGUUGCUGUGUGCUUUACUGCACUUUCCAUGCCCCCUCUUCCGAAACAAAAAGUUGGUGCAAGGGUUGAGACAGUGAAAUUGCAUCAGGGCAAAAGGCUUAAGACAAUGCUGUACUGUGUGAUGCUGCACUGGUAUUUCAUUAUCUGCUUCUUUGCCUCGUGCAGCAGAACGUAAGCCCUGCCGAUGGCUCAGUCAGUUAGAGGAUGAGACUCUUAAUCUCAGGGUCGUGGGUUCAAGCCUCACGUUGGGCAAAAUAUUUCUGCAUUGCAGGGGGUUGAACUAGAUGACCCUCGUGGUCCCGUCCAACUCUACAGUUCUGUGAUUCUAAGUUGUAUGGCUAACUGGAGUUGCUGUGAAUGUUCAGCAACCACUAAUGCUAACCCAUUAAAAUAUAUUGGUUGCAGAAUUUAUAUAGUGAGGGGCUGUGGUUUAUGCUUUGCAUAUGGGAGGUGCCAGAUUAAAUUGUGGGCACGUCUGGGCAGGGCAUGGGGGAAAUCCUUUCCAAAACCUUGGAGAGCUGCUGUCAGUUAAUGUACAGAGCUCUGAGCUUACAUGGGCUAGUGGUCCAACGGCACCAGGCAGCUUCCUCUUGGGUUUGGUCUCCUGUUGUAGCUCCAACACUUGUAUUUUGGUGUAGCCAUGCUAAUUGUAUUCUUCUGCUUCCAGCAUCGCCGGGCAAUAAGACUAGCCACAGCUGCUAAAUUCAGAGAGAAGCAACAAUUGAAAGAGCUGCAGAAACUGAAGAAGAAGGAAGAGAAGCCGCUGAUUCCUGAAGAUCCAACAGAAGUUGUUUUUGAAACGCCAGCUGAGGAAAAGCCCGAGGAAAUACAACUAGUGAAGCCAGAGCCCAAAAUGAGCUUGAAGAAGAAAAAGAAAAACAAACUACACCAGCGCUCGAGGAAGCUGAAGAGAAAACUUGGUGGAAUUGGAGUCUAAAACAUUUUAAAAGGGGACUCGAUAAUACAACCAUUUAAACAGCUUUUACUACUUUUUUGUAACCGGUUUGUGUACAGUAACUUUAUAAACUAUGUCUUCAUCAUUGA
This is a messenger RNA of Podarcis lilfordi (Lilford's wall lizard), 9406 nucleotides long. NCBI's taxonomy places the organism in Eukaryota, Metazoa, Chordata, Lepidosauria, Squamata, Lacertidae. The record is from the annotation of a GenBank genome assembly.